GCAGCAGCGGCAGCGGCUCUUCCCGACUUCCAAAAUGACACAUUUCCUUCUCUGUUUAGCAUUCAUGCGUUGCAGCUUUUCACGUCAGUCUCCUAACGAGAUUGUUCCAUCAGACGGAAUUACCCGCAUCACUCAAUGAAAUACAAUUAUUGAUUACACUGCCCCCUCUCUCUGGCUCUCCUACAACCACACUCUCUCAUCUCCCGAAGUGCUGCAUGCAGUCAGACAGGACUGCAUCAGAGGGGGGAGAGAGACAAAAAAAAAAAAAAAAAAAAAAAAAAAAGAAAAAAAAAAAACCCUGUCGUGCGCUGGCAGUUUCCUCCGAUCCUGCUCCUCAUCGGGGGAGGGGGGCAAAAACAAAAAUCCCAGAAAGAGCUUCACUAUUUACCAUGAAGGGAUAACGGAGUUUGCUGCAAUGUGUUACUUUCAGCUCAGUCCACUCUUCACGCCAUAAAGACGCCCAGCUGAUGACGGUGAUUGCCGGAGACUUUGAGGGUUAUCUCCUGUUGUGACUCAAAAGUGCAGCAUCUCUAGAUCCUCCGAUAGCCGCAAAUCUCCAUCCUUCUGCACUCAGCCCUCCAAACCUGCCAGAAAAGGUCAACAUUUAGCGCCACUAUGGAGGACACGUACAAUAACAGGACUUCUCUGGUUAAGGGAGCCAAGGACAUGGUCAAGGAAGCCAAGCGGCACACGGCGAAGAAAGUCAACAAGGUGGUCGACCGCGCUGCCGACGAGUACUCAUCUCAUCGCAACUACACGCGAUUCCAGGAUGAGGAGGACGAAGACGAGGAUUUCUACCACCACCAGAAAGGACACGAAGGAGAGAGUUGCCGUGACAACGAGGAGGGCUCCAGCGAUGCCACGGAGGGCCACGAUGACGAGGACGAGAUCUAUGAGGGGGAGUACCAGGGGAUCCCCUCUUCAGCCGCAGACAAGAAGCAUAAGGAAGGCCAGGUGGCGCUGGGACAGCCGACGUCGGAUGCAGCGAGGGACCGCAGUGAGCUGGAGCAGGAGAGGGAUGCAGAUGAAGAGGAGCUGGCCCAGCACUAUGAGCUGAUCUUGCAGGAGUGUGGCCAUGGGAGCUUCCAGUGGCAGCUGUUCUUUGUACUGGGACUGGCGCUCAUGUCAGAUGGUGUGGAAGUGUUUGUGGUGGGAUUCGUCCUGCCCAGUGCAGAGACAGACAUGUGUAUCCCAAACUCCAGCUCAGGAUGGCUCGGCAGCAUUGUGUACCUGGGAAUGAUGGUUGGAGCUUUCUUCUGGGGAGGAAUGUCUGACAAAGUGGGCCGCAGACAGUGUCUCCUCAUUUGCAUGUCCACCAAUGGCUUCUUUGCCUUCCUGUCAUCUUUUGUCCAGGGAUACGGACUCUUCCUCCUCUGCCGUGUAGUCGCUGGCUUCGGGAUAGGAGGUGCUGUGCCCAUUGUUUUCUCCUUCUUUGCGGAGGUGUUGUCCAGAGAGAAAAGAGGAGAACACCUUAGCUGGUUGUGUAUGUUCUGGAUGAUUGGAGAGAUCUAUGCAUCUGCCAUGGCCUGGGCCAUUAUACCGCACUACGGUUGGAGCUUCAGCAUGGGGUCAGCAUACCAGUUUCACAGCUGGAGGGUUUUUGUCGUCGUUUGCGCCCUGCCGUGUGUGUGCGCUGUGGUGGCUCUUACCUUCAUGCCGGAGAGCCCCAGAUACUACCUUGAGGUUGGGAAGCACGACGAGGGCUGGAUGAUCCUCAAGCAGAUCCACGACACCAACAUGAGAGCACGUGGGCAGCCGGAGAAAGUCUUCACUGUAAACAGGAUAAAAAUCCCUAGACAACUGGAUGAGUUGGUUGAAAUGGAAUCAGGAACUGGAAACCCGGUUUCCAAAUUUUUCUUCAGGAUUAAAGCUGAAAUACAUGGGAUCUAUCUAAACCUCAUGAAGUGCUUCAAGUAUCCUAUGCAGGAAAACACGAUGCGACUGGCCAUAGUGUGGUUCACGCUGUCCUUCGGGUAUUAUGGUCUGUCUGUUUGGUUCCCUGAUGUCAUCAAGCACCUUCAGGCGGAUGAAUAUGCUUCCAAAGUGCAGAUCCACAUUAACGAACGCAUUGAAGGCUUCACCUUCAACUUCACCCUGGAGAACCAGAUACACAGAAAUGGGACAUUUAUUCACGACCAGUUCGUCAACAUGAAGCUGAAAUCCGUCACCUUUAUUGACUCCACGUUUCGUUACUGCACCUUUGACGAUGUGACGUCGGUGGGUUCCUUGUUCAAGAACUGUACGUUUAUUGACACUUUCUUCUUCAACACAGAUAUUGAUGAAUCCAAGCUGGUCGAGGGCACAGAGGUGAUUAACAGCACUUUCACCCACAACAAGACUGGGUGCCAGAUGACAUUUGUUGAUGACUACAGUGCCUACUGGGUUUACUUCAUCAACUUUCUGGGAACACUGGCUGUUCUUCCUGGCAACAUUGUGUCUGCUCUUCUGAUGGACAAAAUCGGGCGUUUGUCCAUGUUAGGUGGCUCCAUGAUCCUGUCUGGUAUCAGCUGUUUCUUCUUGUGGUUUGGCACCAGUGAGUCCAUGAUGAUUUUCAUGUUGUGCCUUUACAACGGUCUGAGCAUUUCGGCCUGGAACUCCCUGGAUGUGGUCACUACGGAGUCUUUCCCCACUGUCAGAAGAGGAACAGGCUUCGGUUUCUGUAACGCCUUGUGCAAGCUUGCUGCUGUGCUGGGGAACCUGAUCUUUGGCUCACUUGUUGGCAUCACCAAGGCCGUCCCCAUCCUCAUGGCCUCGUCGGUGCUCGUUGGAGGGGGGCUGGUGGGGCUGCGGCUGCCCGACACUCGGUCAAAUGUCCUUAUGUAACUCCAUCAACUUGGAUGAGUCCUGUGAGUUCUCAAGAAGGCCAAAAGAGCUUUCCAUAGGGAGUGCAAGUGGCUUGGUUUGCCCUGAGUGUGUUAAUUUUAAGAAAAAAUUUGGAUUUUUUUCCACAUACUGUCAUAUUAUAACAAACUUUAUUUUACUAAUUGGAACUUACGUGACAGACUAACACAAAGAGAAAAUCUGAAAAUUGUGGUCUUCGUGAUGAUGUUUGUUUGCUAAUGUUCUUAAAGGGCAAAACAGAGCAGGUGCAUUUAUAUGGAGAUUAAUUUACACACAGGUGGACUUUAUUUAGCAGUGUCUGCAGUCAGCUGAUUGCUCUGGAUUGUAUUAACGAGGAUCAACGAAAAGGAACUCUGUACUUCUCAGAAUUUUUGAAAAUUUAGAAAAAUCAUCCAUAAUUUAGUCUUUUAUUUUGACUAUAUUCUACUUUGUGUUGGUCUAUCACAAACAAAACAAAAAACAAACAAGCAUUGACGUUUGUAAGGCAGAGUGAGUGGAAAUGAAGCACCAUGUUGUAAUGUUUGGUUCUAGGUAGGAGCAAAGUGCAGAUAACAGGAGGCAGCAGGUGGAGUGCAGAAGCUUUAUUGCUAAAUCCAAAGAAGACUUCCAGCGAGGCACGAGAAGCCGGCAGGGAGCCGACCAGAGAGCUUGCGAAAGGAAUCGCAGAAUAUCGCAGAGUGCAACAAAAGGAUCCAGUGGAGACCCGAUAUGUACUGAGGAAGGAGUGCAGAAUAAUAUGACCACCAGAAGAGGUAGUCAUGAGUGGGGAAGAGAGGAAAAUUAGGAGAAAUGAGCUGAGGUGAGAGACAAGUCAAGGGAAGGAGGAGCAUAAGUAAGGGAGAAAAUCUAACUAAAUGAGAAACAAAGCUGUUUUCAAAAUUAACAACAGCAACAAAAGGAAAACUGAUCUAAUACUCAAAUAAUAAUAAUAAACCAAGAUGUAAAACACACAGAAUAAGGAAGACCAGAUCUAAGUAACUAUUAAUGAUUAAAACUGAAAACACAAAUGAAGCUAAAAGUCCAAAUAGCUACACAUCAUUACAACAUAAAGCAGUAAAAAAUGCUUUACUAAACAAAAAGAAAAAAAAAAAAAACCUCCCUGGUAAAAUAGAGCUUAAUUUGUCAAGCACAGAGAAGAAACAACUAUUAAAAUGCAGAUUUAAAUCCAAAUUAAUUUGAAUUCAAGUUUAAUUUUGAAUGAUCAAGAAAAUAGUUCAUGAGUCAGAUUUUUGAGUUGAAAGCUGCAUUAUUAAAAUGUUUUUUUUUUUUUUUUUUGGUCAUGAUUUGAAAGAAGUGACACUUGCUGGACGUCUCAGGUUUUUAGAAAGUCUAUUCCAGACACAAGGAGAAACAAAAUGCAUCCCCUACGUCAAGUCCUGGAAAAGUUGGCAGUCGUAACGUGACAAAAUUUGAAAAUGUCCACGGUUUUUUUUUUUAUACUUUAGCAAUCUGCUGUACUUCUGCUAAAUCCACUCACUAGUAAAUCACAUCUUCACAAACCCAGAUGUUAACCUGCUCCAUAAGACUGAGCAGGUUAACAUCUGCUCAGUUUUUUUUUUUUUUUUUUUUUUUGACUGAUUGCAUCCUCCAGCUCCAGUCACAACCUUACAUAGAGACACCUUAUGACGGAAGCUUGAGGCUUUUAAUAUUGAUACAGUCUUAUUAAGACGGGCCAGAUGGGGAGAAAAGUGAAAAACAAGCUGUAAUGAGCACAACCAAGCUGUUGUGCGACAGCGUGGGAGCUCCUGAUCAGACAGAGAGGACUCAUUGACACCUGGCUCACCUGCAGGACUCGCACUCUGAGCAACGAACAUUUGUUGCAGAAAGUUGCUAGAUACGUAAAUAGUGUGAGAUGAGUAAACUUCUGACAUAUUGACACACUUUUAUUAAUCUCUAAACCUGCACCACUUAAUUUUUUUUUGAGUAUUUUGCUCAGACUAGACCAACGUUUGAGAGUAGAUCAUUUAUUCAGGGAACCAAGCCAUUUGCAUAAUCUCAACCUUGAAUUGAAAAGGCCAUAGUAUAGAUUAUAUUUUCUUGUACCGUUAAAUGUAUGUGAUGUUAAAUAUGAGGAUGACACCUUUGUUACCCGGUGUGUGACUGUGAAAGCUGAAAAGGUAGUAGUUUUACUCCAGAUAUAGAUAUUUGCCAUUCUGUUUCAGAAUUUGUUUUCUGAUGUAAGUUUUGUGUUGAAUCCUGUCUCUGUGACUGUUCCUGCCAUUUUCUUAAAAAAUAAAAUAAAAUAAAUUAUAAAUACUGAAUGGCCUUUUUUAGGAUGUGCCUCUCCUUGACAGGAUCAGUCUGCCCAUAGUCUUGCACUUUCCAAAGGUUAUAGGAAAAUGAGAGAAAUAAACCUGAGUGUAAAUGGACAUACUGAAAUUAAUGGUUUAUUUAUUUAUUUAUUUAGUCCCACUCUGUCUUGGAUUAUUCAAUUUCCAGUGAUUUGCCAAAGUGUUUGUACUCUGUGAUAGACCAAUGGCAAGAAUUGCAUAAUUUCGAAGUAGAUAGAAAUUAACAAAUGACUUCCUUUAGUUUGUUUUAAAAAAAUUCGAAAAGUGUGACUUUCAUGUAUAUUUAGCCAUCUGGAUCAAUACUUUAUAACUUGCCAAUCUUUAUUGACACGGCUCUUCCAGCUUUAGCUCCAUCCAUUCUCCCAUCAACUCUUACUGGCUUUUAUAUCCCUGCUGAGGAAAAACCUCCCCAAACAAUGACGCUACCACCACUAUUUUUACUGUGGGCGUCGUUUACUCAAACUGUACAUUUUUUGUUACCCUUAGUAUUUUACCUGUAGGUCAAAAGGCUACAUUAUCAUUUAGCUCUGGUUUGUUUCUCCCCUGGUGCAUUUAUUUUUAUUUUUUUGUACACAAUUCCUCCUCUGCCAGACGGUCUUGGUACGGUUCCAAGACUGUACCAAGACGGUCUUGGUUUGUGAAUGUGACCUGACCCCAAGUCGACACAGCUGCCACCUAGGCAUUUACUACAAGCCUGAGCAAAAUGCCAGUCUGCUGCAUGAGUUUUUCUUAGAGCAUAGACCCCCAUUCAACUUUAGGGUGUAUUCUUAAAGUACAUUUGAGAAUAGGUAUAAACAGACUCAACAUUUUUGCCUUGUUUGUACUGCCAAUUUUUGUUUUGCUUUGCUUGGAUUUUGUGAAAAAAAGAAACUAAACCACAAAAUAAUUACAAAUAAAGUCGAUGAAUUUGAACUAGAAAUAUUUGAAUUACAGGUGAGAAAACACCCUAAAUUACACACACAGCUUGACUAAUUUCAAAUUGCCAAAUUCAGGUAAUUUCUUAAGGGCGUGGGUUUUACUGUGAUUUAUUGGUACCAGAGUAAAGAGGGCUGAAUACACAUGUAUGGCACACUUCAAAAUAUUUUUUGUAAAAACGUUGUAAAAACUCUCAUGCUGAUUUCUCCUCCUCUUCAGUUAUUCAAGAUUUUAUGUUGGUUUAUCACAUAAAAUCCCAAUACAAUCCAAUGAGGUUUGUGUUUUUGAUGUAACAAAAUGUAAAAAUAUUGCAAGGAUGAAUAUUUUCACAAGGUACUGUGUGUGCUAUGUGAAUGUUUGCACUUUCAAAACAAAAGUUGUUCAUUUGAAGUAGAUCAUUGUGACAGUUUCCUAUAAUGUGCUUCUAAAAAAGUGACACACUUGUGAGACUCACUGUGUUGCAAUAUUUUGUUCUGUUUCCUCAAUACUGAGACCCCCAAUACACUGUUGAAGAGAAAAUAUGAGAAGAGGUAACACAUUGAAAAGGAAUAAAACUAUGUUAACGUCAUGUUGCUAUUUCCAUAGUUACAUAACUCCAAAAUUGUAUUUUCUCACAUAUUGUUUCUCCUUUUGUUUGAAUGGGUAAACUGAGAUUCUCAUUCUUUCAUUCUUGUUUGUUUAGUUUGUGCCUGUGAUCUCUGUUUUCUGUAUUUCUCUAUUUCCCCACAUUUCUUUGUCUUUGUGGUAUGUCGACUGUAGUUGUAUGUAGGAUACCCUUCACUGAAGCCUUCUUACAUAGGGCCACUUAAAAAACAAAGAACCCCCUCUAGGCCCCACUAUUGUUUGUGUAAGCUUCACAUUUAUCUCUAUUUUGCAAAAUGGGUUGGAAAAUAUAUACUGAAGUAUUGCGCUGUUGCUCAGCCAAUCCUGGUUUAACUAUUCUUGAACCAAGAGCAUUGCAGUCAACAAA
Poecilia latipinna (sailfin molly) is the source of this 7017-nucleotide messenger RNA. It is a transcript of the gene sv2ca, whose product is annotated as synaptic vesicle glycoprotein 2Ca. Gene Ontology annotation, molecular function: transmembrane transporter activity. The record is from RefSeq and is a predicted model, not a curated record. NCBI's taxonomy places the organism in Eukaryota, Metazoa, Chordata, Actinopteri, Cyprinodontiformes, Poeciliidae. Gene Ontology annotation, biological process: transmembrane transport; chemical synaptic transmission. The transcript is spliced from 13 exons. Gene Ontology annotation, cellular component: synaptic vesicle membrane. The coding region runs from base 616 to 2823 and encodes 735 amino acids.